Molecule: messenger RNA, 1574 nt
Organism: Punctularia strigosozonata HHB-11173 SS5
Lineage: Eukaryota; Fungi; Basidiomycota; Agaricomycetes; Corticiales; Punctulariaceae
Product: PCI-domain-containing protein
Exons: 11
Coding region: 53-1507 (484 amino acids)
Biological process (GO): protein deneddylation
Cellular component (GO): COP9 signalosome
Source: RefSeq, a predicted model, not a curated record
CAGGUCCUAUCAGUUCCCUGCUACCGAUCUUACCUCUCGCAAAGCACCCAACAUGGAUGACGAUGACGCCGACUACAUGCAAAACAGCGAUGAUGAGGAUUAUGAUUUCGAGUACUCGGACGGCGAGGACGGCGAGGACGCAGGGAGCGCAGACGUGGAGAAUAUGUACUAUAAGGCAAAGUCGAAGAAGGAGGACGACCCUGAAAGCGCGCUCAAGGACUUUAGGGCAAUAGUCGAACAAGAGGACGAGAAGGGCGACUGGGGCUUCAAAGCACUCAAGCAGUCAACUAAGCUUCUCUUUCUGGAGCUUCAUCGACCGGCAGACGCGCUGAAGACGUACACGGAGCUCCUUACCUACACCAAAUCUGCCGUCACACGCAACUAUUCAGAAAAGACUAUCAACGGUAUUUUGGACUAUGUUGGCGGUGGCAAAGGCGGCCCUGUAGAGGUCGACGUGUUAGAGAAGUUCUACCAAGUGACGAAGGAUGCCCUGGUAGAGGCGAAGAACGAGCGAUUAUCCGUCAAGACAAAUCUCAAGCUUGCCAAGCUGUGGCUCGAUAGGAAGGAGUACGGUCGGCUGGCAAAGCUGAUCCGCGAGCUUCACGAAGCAACAAACAGAGCCGAUAGCGAUGACCAGUCUCAACGCGGUACUCAGCUCCUUGAGAUUUACGCCCUCGAGAUACAAAUGUACAACGAAACCCGCAACUUCAAGAAACUUAAGGAAAUUUACAAUGCCUCCAACUCGGUGCGGUCCGCAAUCCCUCAUCCGCGUAUCAUGGGCGUCAUCAAGGAGUGCGGCGGGAAGAUGUGGAUGGGCGAGCGGCAGUGGAACCGCGCUUCCGAAGACUUCUUCGAGUCCUUUCGGAAUUACGAUGAGGCCGGCUCGCAGCAGCGGAUACAAGUUCUCAAGUAUCUCGUACUCGCAAAUAUGUUGAUGGGCAGCGAAGUGAAUCCAUUCGAUAGUCAGGAGACGAAACCGUACAAGAGCGAUCCACAAAUCAAAGCCAUGACGGAUCUCGUAGAUGCGUAUCAGCGCCGUGAGGUGCAUGCAGCGGAGAAGAUUCUGCGCGACAACCGCGCGACCAUCAUGGAUGACGCAUUCAUCCGAUCCUAUAUUGGCGACCUACUGCGCAGCUUACGGACGCAGUACCUCAUCGACCUCAUCAAACCGUACACAAGGCUUGAACUCUCGUUUUUGGCCAAGCAACUGAACGUGAACGUGCCCGAAGUGGAGGAGCUGCUCGUUGGUUUGAUCCUCGAGGGUAAAGUUGACGGCCGCAUCGACCAGGUCGGCAUGCGGCUCGAGCUUGAUCGCAAACAAUCGCUGGAGAAGAAGCGGUACGCGGCAUUGGAGCAAUGGACCGAGACGCUGGAAUGGGUGCACGGAGCCGUAGUAGGGAAGAACGGCACUCAAGGAAGAGGUGGCGAGAUGGGAAUGGGAAUGGGCAUGAACCUCGGUGGCAUGGGCAUGGGUAUGACCGCGGAAGCAUUUGGGGAUAGGUGGUAGAGCAUUCAAUGUUUAGCUGUGCGCUCGGCCCUCGGUCGUCCCGCGCUGCAUCUGGUUGGGGGAGCUU